Dunckerocampus dactyliophorus (ringed pipefish) is the source of this 1805-nucleotide messenger RNA. RefSeq names its product protein mono-ADP-ribosyltransferase PARP4-like. Gene Ontology annotation, molecular function: NAD+ poly-ADP-ribosyltransferase activity. Lineage: Eukaryota; Metazoa; Chordata; Actinopteri; Syngnathiformes; Syngnathidae. Bases 466 to 1011 code for a protein of 181 amino acids. The record is from RefSeq and is a predicted model, not a curated record. The transcript has 4 exons.
CAUGAAACCUGGUGCCAGCACCUCAUCAUACAGUGGUUUGUACAAAUACAAUAAUUCUGAGAGAAAAUAAUUGAGAGACGCUGCUUCAUGCAAAUAUGUUAAGCGUGUCCCAAAAAGAUAGACAAUGACCGUGGUGGGACUGGGAUAUGAAGUCUGAACACCAGAUACUCGUGCCUUCCAUCCUGUUGUGUUAGAAGCAAUUGUCGCUGGCAAGCAAGUAUGGUAAGCGUCACUCCGGCCGCUGGCGUCAGGUACCAACCCGAUGGUGGGACGACGUGGGAAAGUUGCAGAAGUCACCCGUUUCACUGGGUUCUGCGUUAAAAGGCAAAGGCGGAUAAAAGUCCGACUUCUCUAACGGCUUUGGUGCAACUGUUUUGCAGGAUCUCUGUGAAAGAGGCGCAUGUUAGUGAUUAAAAUGUCCGAUGCAGUGUAAGGCGCGUGUGUGGAACGUCACAUGUUAAUCACAUGUUGCUAUCAUGUGUUUGCAGGAAAGGGGUGUCAGCAGGUGGCCAGAAUCUGUUGAAAUGGACAAAGAUCUUCGAGAUGCAGAUUUCAGACGGCUACUGGGAGCUGACCGCAGAGCUGGGCAGGUGCAUUGACGUCGACCUCGACGUCCUUGCCAAUGAGUUCCUCACAAGCAAAGGCAUCCGCUCUCUCGGCGUGAAAGCCCACGCUGACAUCCUGAGGCUGCUGGCGACUCUUGUGGUCCUGCAGCUGAUGAGGUUGGAGAAGCUGCCGGAAGGCCAGCUGCUGCGUACGCUGUUCGCUUUCGAGGAACCUCCGAUCAGCAGGCCGGCCCGCUGGCAGAUCGUCAAGAAUGCGGUGGACUGGGUCCGCUGGGCCGACCGCCAGUACCCCUGCGUCUGCAGCCGGCUUGAGAUGGGUUCGACCUGGGAGUCCGUCACCCGCCAGCUCCUGGGCUACGAGGUCUUGCCCGCCUUGUCGCCUCUUGCUGGCCUGAACCUGAGGAGGAACACGUCCGCCGCAUGUCCCCCUGUGGUCGUCCAGUGAGGACACCCGGCAGCAUGGCAGGAAAGAAGGACGGGUCGCAACAUUAGGUACACAAGCUGAAGCGAUUCCACACGACAGUAUUUAUAUACUUUUUGGUAUUCAGUGUUCCCUGGUUUAUCGCGGGGGAUAGGUUCCCAAAAUAACCUGCAGUAAGUGAAAUCCGCAAAGUAGCCAACUUUAUUUUUUUUUCAAUGAUUCUACAUGUUUUAAGGCUGUAAAACACCUCACCAUACACUUGAUACACUUUUCUCAGACAGACAUGAACAUUUUCCUGCAUUUCUCUCUUGUUUAAACACUCUCAAAGUCCAAACCUUUGUUUGAAUUUUAAUGAUCAACCUACUAGGUUGGACACAAGAAAUUAUUAAUAGUGACUCACACGUAUUUCACUCUUCUGGUCGUGCCUCUUCAUCAUCCUGGCGCCGUUCUGCUCUACUGUAGCGUUUUUGUAUUAUUGUCAAAACAUAUUGUUCCUCUCGUCGUACUUUCCUCCUUCCUUCCUCCUUUCAUAAUAGCACCCUGCAGCCGCAACUGCUUCCUCUUCUGCCUUUUGGGUCCGACCGCAGGUACCUUUGACGGUGCAGAACAUUUUGGAAACAGCAAGUCGGCGAAAGGUGAACCGUGAUGUAGCGAGGGAACACUGCAGUACUGAAUCUCGUUGGGUCGGCGCUUCUCAGCUGAAAUUUUUGAAGUCACGUUUCUCACAAUGUUUUUUUCCAUGUCCUUCCCCUCCCGCUCAAGCUUGACAUAUAUAUAUAUAUAUAUAUAUAUAUAUAUAUAUAUAUAUAUAUAUGUGU